AUGAGCCAAUAGAAAAAAGUAUCUGAAAAGAUUAGUACUUUAACAGCGCGAUAAUUCAUCAGCGAUUUUAGAAAGAAAAACAGUAAUUGUAGAUUAUCAUUUGAUAGCUAGGAGCUGAGAAAAACAUAACCUAUAAAAGUUAGUAGAUUAAAAUCUACUAACAUCGAACAAGGGGAUUAAAAUAGUAUUUUAAAUGAUUAUUCAAGUAUAGAAGCUAUUUCUUAAAAUCAUAUGAGGUUUAGCAAACAGACAAAAGAAAGAAAGAAUUCUUAGUACUAAAGCACUUUUUUUGAUUCUUCAAGUAUAAAAGAGUAUUUAAAUCAAAACCAAUUUGGAACAUCUCAAAGUAGAACAAUAACUAAUUAGAACAUUGACAUUUUAAAAUUUUUAAAAAUAGACUCGAUGAACACAACUUUACAGAAUAGUGGAUAACUAUCGAUUCAAAAAUCUGAAAGUGCAAGAUUCUAAUAAAGUGGAUAGUUUUUAUUUACAUAAUAUAAUAGUAAUACCUUUCGUGAAGAUUCAAUUUUAGACGGUGUUAAGAGAAGACAAUCUUAAUCGAUUUAGCCAAAUAAUAGUAGCAUUCUAAGAGAUUUACAUUAGAAAUCCAACUCACAUUCUUAAUAAAAUUUUUAAAAAGAUGAAUAUUAUUAAACUUACAAUUCAGAAAAUGCUAAGUAAUCAUGUCCUAACUAAUCCCCUUUAAAUAAAGGAAAUAUCAUCACUUUUGCAGUAGGUAAAAAUAACCAAGAUGAAUCAAGUAGUUAGAUUCUAAAAUCUAAAGACGUGGAGAAAAUAAUCUAAUUGAGAUAGUAAGGUAUAAAAUUAAAGAAGAAAGAGAACUUUUAUAUGCAGCUUAUCUCUAAUGAUGAAAUAGCUCUACCAAAGUAUGAAAAAGAAUUUCCUUCAAUAAGAAGAGAAAAAUAUCUUGAAAGUUUAAAAUAAGAAUAAAAAAACUAAUUUUCAGGUUAAAAAAACCCUUUUUUAAUUUAGCUAGAAGAUGGCUCUAUUUUAGACAUAGAAAAAGUUAAAAAUAUGACCGAUAGCUUGCAAAAAUCUCAUCGAUUGGUUUAUCAUAAUUCAUAAAAUAGCUAAUUUAAAAAACCUGAUGAGAGAAAGGACACAAAGAUUUUAUCUGAGUGGCUUGACAAUAUGAUAAAUAAAGUUUAUAAUGAAUAAAUAACUUCUUAUUAUGAUUUCUAUGAAAAAUUUGAGUUGAUUUUCGAUGGAAUAAUUAGUGAAAUAUCUCGCCAAUUGAAAUCAACAUGCUCUGAAAGAGCUUAGCUGCUAACUAAAGUUUGGAGCAUUUAUUCAACAGUAAUAAGCGAAUUCUUCUAAAAAACUUAACAAACUAACAUAAAAAUUGAAUCAGAAAAUUUUAAAAGAGUAAACAAUGUACAUAAAAUGUAUCUUAAUGAUAUAGUUGUGUAGAACUAGCAGAUCAAAGAGUUAUAUGAAAAGUUAGAAACAAAAGAAAACUACAUGAAUAAGCUGAGGUCUGAAAAUAGAUAUUUGAGAAAGAAGUGGCAGAAGUUAGAAAAGGGAAAUGAGUAUUAAUAGUAGCAUUUAGAAUAAUAUAUGUAGAUGUAUGAAGAUGUUGUCAAAGAAAAUUAAGGAUUAAAAAUGAGAAUAGAAGGGAUUAUGUUUACAUAAUAAAACGAUUACCUAGAUUAGUUUAGUCGAAAUGAUAUCUAAGAUAGGUUCCAAGAUGAAAUAGAAAAAAUUAGAACAAAAUUAUUUGAAUACUUUAGUAAUCUUUACGAUGAGUAAAAAUCUAAAUUAAUGGAAGCAUAUCAGCUCAGAUAAAAUUUGAAAGAAAAGGAAAUUCUUUUAGCUCAAAAAAUUGAAGAGGAGGACGAAGAGUACUAAAAAAACUUAAAAAAUAAACUUAAAAUGGACUAAGAAUCUGUUGAUGAUAAUAUUUUAGACAAUAAAUGCGUAGAUACCUCAGAUUUAUUUAAAACUGAUAGUAAAUGUGUGGAUACUUCAUCGCUUGUAAAAUAUGAAAAUGCAGAAAUCUAAGCUACUCCUGCCCCAAUUAAGCAAGUGUCCGUUUAAAUAUAAGUUGCACCGAAAAUAGUGAGUAGAGAGAUUUAGGCAGAUAUUAGAACAUUAAUUACAAAUAAUGAAAGUUUAAGUUUAUAAGAUCAGCAGUAGAUUCAGUUAAUUAAUGAAAAUUUUAUAGGCUUCAUUUAAAACUAAUUUUAUUUAAACUAUAGCAAACUAGAAAAAUAAAAUGAUUUAAAUCUUAUUUAAUUAGAUUUUUUAAAAUUUAAAGAAGGUUGUUAAUAAAUUUUAUCUAAGAUACCACUUAAAUAAGAAUACAGCUAACAAGACUCUAAUAAUAUUGCUGAUUAUAUUGAUGGCAAUAUUUCAAAAAUUUACAAAUUUAUCACUUCAAUUUUUGCUACAAAAAAUGCUCAAACAAAAAUUUCAAAAAAUUUAUAAAUUGGUGUUAAACAAAAUCAUAUGGAAAUUUUAGUGAAUGCAAAUAGAGUUGUCUUAUAUCACAUGUAUUAGAAAUUUAUUAAAUAAAAUGUUUAGAAUUAUAUAUAAAAUGAUACCAGUUCUGAAUAAAAUGAUGAUUUUUUCAAAAAUAUCUCAAAAAAAGUAAGUGUGACAUCUUUUAAUAAUUUGGAAAUGGAUAAAAUAAUCAAAUCACCUUCAAAUUUAUCAGAUUCUUUGUCACAUUAAAAGAGCUCUUUUUACAAACUUCAGAGAGCAUCCAAAAAUUUAAUAGUUGGUUUUUAGUUUUUAAAAGAAGCUUCAAUUAAAAAAGGAUAAGAAAAAGAAGAAAAAAUUGAUAAUUAUCACAAAUACUAACAAAUAGCAUAGGAUUUUGAAAAUAAAUACUAACAAAUAGCUUAAGAUUUUGAAAAUAAAUAAGAGAUAUAAAAGAAAAACUCGUUAAUUUAUGAAAAAAAAGAUGAGAAGUUAAUUCAAUUAAAUAAAAUUGAAAAAUCAUUUAUUUAAGAAAGUAAUACCUCAAACAUAAAAUUAAGCAGCUUUUAAAAUAAAAUUGUAAAUACAAAGAAUAAAGAAGAAUUAUCAGAAUCAGAUUAAUCAGAUAGCGAGAGUGAGAGUGAGAGUGAGAAAUCAUCAAGCGGGAGUAGUCAAAGUGAUGAAAGUAAUGAAUCUUCUGAAAUCUAAAAAAAAUCUAGUCAUAUUAUUUUGACUGAAAUCAAUUUAAAAAGUUAAAAAAAUUUAUAAAUAUAAAAUUAAAAUACGUAAAACUAGUCUUUUUUUUAGUUUAUAACUAAUUAAGAAGAAUAAAAGGGUGAAGCGAAUAAUUUAAAUAUGAACUUUACUUAAAAUUAGAAAAAAGAGUCUAUUUCGCUUAGUCCAAUAAAAUUGGAUAAGAAAAACACAGUUGAUAAAAAUAACGAGUCUUCUUAGUUUGAAUAGCUAAGUAUUUCUAAAAAUAUCUCAAGAAUAAAAGAAGAAGAAGAAUUCUAUGUAAAAAGAAGGUCUAGUGUACUGUCUUAAAUAAUAGAUAAUGCUAGAGUUUCAUUAACCUUAGAUAUUAGGAAUAAAACAUCUUCAUUUUCACAGGAAUAAACUCCAAAAAAAAUACCUGAAAUUUAAAUUAACAACGAAGACGAGGAUAUUUAAUUAUCAAAAAGUUCUCCAAAAGCUCUAAAAAUUACAAAUCAAAAAAAUUAAGCUAACGAAAAAAUAUCAACUUAGCAACUCCUUAGAGAGUUAAAACUAAUUACUCCUGUUGAAAACAUUUUUAAGAGACUUAGGGUCUCUAUAAAUUCUAAUAAAAUUACAAGAUAAUCUACUAGAAUAAUAGAAAAAGUCAUUUAAAAAAUAAAUAAAAAACCAAAUCAAGCCUUAGACCUGAAAGAAUAAAAGAUUAAUAAUAUUCUUAAAGUAUUUGGAAAUAUUAUGGUUGAGUUAAUGAAAUAUCUUAAAAAAAAUACAAACAACACCUUCCCAUUUUUUCAUGCCUUCUCAUUUGAUUAUUUCAUCAAUAACUAUGGUAAUUAACUUAUACAAAUCAAUUUAAAUUAAUUUCUUUUAAAAUUAAUUUUAUCUUUUAGAUUGAGAAAAAUGCAUUGA
This is a messenger RNA of Tetrahymena thermophila SB210, 4065 nucleotides long. RefSeq lists its product as hypothetical. The record is from RefSeq and is a predicted model, not a curated record. The transcript is spliced from 8 exons. Lineage: Eukaryota; Ciliophora; Oligohymenophorea; Hymenostomatida; Tetrahymenidae.